Molecule: messenger RNA, 1310 nt
Organism: Racocetra persica
Lineage: Eukaryota; Fungi; Glomeromycota; Glomeromycetes; Diversisporales; Gigasporaceae
Source: the annotation of a GenBank genome assembly
GUACAUUGGUGGCUCACAUUACAGAACACAAAUUAUCUAUUAAUCAAAUAUGUGUAUCUCCUGAUCACAAUUUCUUUGCGUCAUGCUCGGAUGAUGGAACUGUUAGAAUAUGGGAUUGCACUAGAUUUGUUAAAAACUUUAAUAACCGCUCAAGAGCCACAUAUAAUCAACAAGGUUUCACACAUUGUAUUGCAACUGCAUCAGAUAAUGGAAGUAUCCAUAUAUUUAGAAUUGAUUUUUCUCCUGCAGUCCCUGCACCAAAGUACGGAAAACCACAAACUGUGAGAGAAACAUGCUUGAAUGGAGAAUAUGCUGUGGCAAUGGAACAUUAUGAUACUGGCACCGAGUCCAUUUUACUUUAUGUGACAUCUAAGGGAAGCAUAUGUGGAUUAGAUUUAAGGACAAUGCAAAUAGUGUGGAAAUUUGAAAAUCCUAAAAGCCACGGUGUCAUUACAGCAAUGGUAUCUGAUAAAAAACACAGAUGGCUUCUUAUUGGUACAUCUCGAGGAAUAUUUACACUAUGGGAUUUACGAUUUAGAAUUCAAAUUCGAUCAUGGGUUCACCCUACUAAAAGUCGAAUUAGUAAGCUUCUCUUACAUCCUCAAAUUGGAAGUCAGAAGUGGUGGGUAAUUGUUGCUGCUGGAAAAAAUGAAGUUUCAGUUUGGGAUAUAGAGAAGGUUGAAUGUAAAGAAGUUUUUGGUGUGAGAACUGGUGACGAGAAGAUUGGCGGUAUAUCUUUGGAUAUGUUUAAGGCCGUUGAACCUCCAGGUCCAAAUGAUAUAUUGCGAAGUGCUUUUACUGCUCAUGAAAGCAGUUUUUCUGCAGAUAAUUCUAUUCGAGCAGUUCUUUACCCGUAUGAGUGUAAUUAUAUGAUAACAGCUGGAUCAGACCGCAAAGUCAGGUUUUGGGUUAACAGCCGAAUUGAAGAUUCGUAUGUGAUUGUUGGAUCAGAUCCUGACGAUGCUAGACCUACUUAUAACACGAGACCAUUUGAUGGAAUAAAAGUCCACUAUGAACUGCUGUAUCGUAAUACAAACAGUGUAGCAUCCCAGUCAUCGUCCACUACAUCGUCUUUACAAAAUUCAACACACUCAAAUGGGCAUAAUAGUUCAAGCCAUAGCAAUAGUGGCAUUAAACGACCGUCUGCAAAUAAUAAACAAUACAACAAUGGAAAAAAUCAGUUAAUUUCUUAUCAACAAUUGCUACUUAAAAAUCAUUUAGAUUGCAUAACUGAUUUAGCAAUUACAGAAAUUCCACACCCAAUGUUAAUUAGUGGAGAUAGAGAUGGUGUUAUUAAAGUGUUUUUGUAG